AUUUUCAGACCAUUGAAUGGUAAUCCAUAGUUCAUCACACAACAUAAUAAUGGUGUUUUGGGAUAUUUAGAAGUCUGGCAUGACCUGCUAAUCUGUCCAAAAUUAUCAUCUUAAUUUAUUCAUCGUCUUCAUUCAUUGCUGAUCACGUGAUUACAGUCUAGAGGAGUAUUUGAGGUCACGGGUAAUACAUAAUUACAUUGUGAUGCUGUUAAACAGCUGAACUAACGUUCGUAGUCAAGUUUUCUUCAAAUUCAUCACUUGUGCUGGUAGCGAGAGAAAUUGUUAUUCAAUUAAUUGGUCUUUUCAGUUUUGUCUACUGUUAGCUUUUAUCAUCGACAUUAUUCACCAAAUUAGCUAAUCAAAAGCAUCGUUAAAACCUUCUCAAAGUGAGGAGGUGAAACUGAAGACCUUGUUAUAUAGUUGUUAUAUCAGAGAAGUUACCUAAUUUUUGAUUUACAACUGAAGUAAGUUACAUAAUCGCGAGCAACCAGAGUUACUUAAUCAAUCAUGAAAGGGGAGAAAAGAGUGAAAUACCACCGGGAGUUGAAUGUAGUUACGUUCGUAUUGGCGCUGUUCGAAUGUCUCUGCUUCGCUGGCAUUAUAUUCGGCUGGUUCAGCAUUCGGCCAGUGUUAGAGCAAGAAGGCUUUUUUGGAGCUCAGACACACGAAAAAGCCAUUUCUAUCAGUAAAAUGAUGGAUAAAAUGGGGUCAGGAGAAAAAAAUGCGAAUGAAACAAUAAACGGACCGAACGAAGUCCCUGAUCCAAUAGCGACACAGAAUGAUACGUCUGAAAAUGCAGAUCCAAAUAAGACUUCAGAAUGUAUUCUUGGAUCUUCAUCUAAUUCAAGCUCAAAUAUGGCAGACAGUAACGCCCAGUUCAAUCUCGUGUUCACAGUGUCCUCCUCUGCUCUCAACUACUCCUCACUUCUAACUGGCUUCCUUCUGGACAAGUUUGGAACUCUGGUGUCCAAACUACUCGCCAGGUAUACUAUUAAUUACUUCAAAAAAUAA
This is a messenger RNA of Symsagittifera roscoffensis, 1011 nucleotides long. RefSeq lists its product as uncharacterized. Bases 508 to 1011 code for a protein of 167 amino acids. The record is from RefSeq and is a predicted model, not a curated record. NCBI's taxonomy places the organism in Eukaryota, Metazoa, Xenacoelomorpha, Acoela, Convolutidae. The transcript is spliced from 4 exons.